AUGUCCUGCCGCAAGCGUUCCACUGCUCCGGCCCGUAUUCCCGCAGCACUGGGUCUCAUCCAAUCCGCGGUCGACCUUGAAGACGCCUGUCCGGCAACUGGGUCCGCCUUGCCUGCUGGCGACCGUCCUGAUGUCCUCAACGCGUGGGAUCUCUCCCUCACCGAGGGUGACCGUCUUCGAGACCUGCAAGGAGAAGACAUCCUGGGUAGGCUGGCCAUGGAAACCCCGCACCACCCCCUCUCCUCCUGGGAACUGUAA
This is a messenger RNA of Pelobates cultripes (western spadefoot toad), 258 nucleotides long. Lineage: Eukaryota; Metazoa; Chordata; Amphibia; Anura; Pelobatidae. The record is from the annotation of a GenBank genome assembly.